AUUUAACUUGGUAUUUCAUGGUGUGUUAAUCUGUUGGAGUUAACCAUUUUCAAACAGGUAAUUGUAUUAUUCAGUGCCUUUAAUAUUUAAUUUAUCAAAGUUAGGUAUUUCUACAACCUAAAAAAAUGGCUAGUGAUGAUGUGGUUCAGUUUCCUGAGGAUUUUUUGUUUGGAGCCGGAUCUGGUGCUUAUCAAAUUGAAGGUGGAUGGGACCAAGAUGGAAAGAGUGCUAGUAUCUGGGAUGAUUAUUUCCACACUAAAAACAUUGUAGUUUCCAAUCCCAAAGUUGUUCACUUGGGUCCCAAAAAGAAACAUACCAGUUUUCACAGAGGUACAGAUAUUCAUGAAAAAGAUCCAACUCGUGGUUUCUCACUUGUCAAUGGAGAUAUUGCUUGUGAUUCUUAUAAUAAACUUGAUGAAGAUAUUAAUAACUUGAUCGAACUUGGAGUUGAUAUCUACAGGUUUUCCAUAAGUUGGCCAAGAGUCUUGCCAAAUGGCGAUGACCGAAUCAUAAAUGAGGCUGGAGUUAAUUAUUACAAAUCGUUAAUUCAAAAAUUGUUGGAUAACAAUAUUACACCAUUGGUGACAAUGUAUCACUGGGAUCUACCGAACGUUCUUCAGAACCUUGGUGGAUGGUCGAAUCCAAACAUUGUAGAGUAUUUCGUAAUUUACGCAAAUUUUCUUUUCAAAACAUUUGGCAAACAAGUCAAACUGUGGACUACAAUUAAUGAACCCAGAUUCGUGGCCCUGGCUUAUGGUAAUGAGAACAUUGCUCCUAGUGUUGGUGAAUUAUUCAACGGUAUUGCUGACUACAUGGCAAUUCGUAAUGUGUUGCUUUCCCACGCAGCAGUUUACAAGUUGUACAAGAAUACAUACUUUUCAGAACAGCAGGGUGAGAUCAGUUUGUGCUUUGACACAGCGGCGUAUUUUCCAGUAAAUCCAAAUUCAGAGGAGGACAAAUUAUGUGUUUCAAAAUCAUUUGAUUUUUCGCUUGGAGUAUUCACUCAACCAUUGAAAAACGGCACAUUUCCACAAUCGUUGUUAGAUGGUAUCGCUAAAACAGACGAAUCCGAACAUGUAUCUUUAAAGCGUAUCGUUGAAUUUAGCGAGACUGAAAAACAAGAUCUCAUAGGAUCGUAUGAUUUUAUUGCUUUUAAUUAUUAUGAUUCAUACAAGGUAAGACCAAUGACUGAAGAUGAAUAUGCAGAAGAGAAAUAUUUACUGAAUAAGGAUUCUGGAGUAAUAUCUACUUCAAAUGCAAACAAUAUGGAUGAUACUUUUAAAGGAUUUACUCAAGUAGUUGAUUGGCUUGUGGAAAACUUAAACAAUCCGAAACUGUUUGUAACUGAAAAUGGAAUUCAUGAGAAACCAAAUGUAGAUGAAAGUGAAAAAAAAAUCAAAUAUCAUCGUGGUAUUUUGACAGAACUGGAUAAAGCCUUAAAGAAAGGUGUUGUAAUUAAAGGGUAUUGUGUCUGGUCAUUUAUGGAUUCGUUGGAAUGGUCAAGUGGAUAUUUUAAUAAAUUGUUUGGUAUAUAUUCCGUGGACUUUAACGACCCAAAAAGACCCCGUWCCAAAAAGCCAUCGUUUGAAUUCUUUAAAACAGUGUUCACAACAAAAGUCUUACCACCUAUCGAAUCCAAUUAAUAUGUCUAUGGAAAAACGGUUUGUCAUAAAGGGUUUAAAUAAUUGUCAAAACUUUACAAUUUUAAAAUUUAGAUUUAGUUUAGUUCGAAUUAUUUCUGUAGUCGAACGUUUAAUAUUAUACGUAGUAUCAUAUAGGUAAAAAUAAUGAUUGUAUAAUUUAAAUAUUUUAUUUUCUCUCGACA
Molecule: messenger RNA, 1825 nt
Organism: Diuraphis noxia (Russian wheat aphid)
Lineage: Eukaryota; Metazoa; Arthropoda; Insecta; Hemiptera; Aphididae
Product: myrosinase 1-like
Biological process (GO): carbohydrate metabolic process
Molecular function (GO): beta-glucosidase activity
Source: RefSeq, a predicted model, not a curated record